AUGCUGCUGGCCAGCGCCGCUGUGCUCCCGAUGGUGCUGAAAACAGCCAUCGAGCUCGACCUUCUCGAGAUCAUGGCUAAGGCCGGUCCAGGAGCCUUUCUCUCUUCUUCGGAGAUCGCGGCUCAGCUUCCCACACAGAAUCCGAACGCGUCAGUCAUGCUAGACCGGAUUCUCCGCCUUCUCGCUACCCACUCCUUCCUCAAUUGCAGUCACCGGAACCAUUCUGGAGGCAGAGUUGAGAGGCUUUAUAGCCUGGCGCCAUUGUGCAAGUAUUUGACCAAGAGGGCGGACGGCAUCUCCUUGGCUCCUCUCUUGCUCUUGAGGAAUGACAGAGUGAGCAUGGAGAGCUGGUAUUAUCUAAAAGAUGCAAUUCUUGAGGGUGGAAUUCCAUUCAAUAAGGCAUAUGGAAUGACAGUGUACAAGUAUUGCAGUAUGGACUCCAGAUUUAAUAUGAUAUUAAAUAAUGCAAUCUCUAACUAUUCUACCUUUAUUAUGGAGAAGAUCCUAAAAAUUUACAGGGGAUUGGAAGGUAUCAAUACCCUGAUUGAUGUAGGCGGUGGCAUCGGCACCUCCCUCAACAUGAUCAUCUCUAAAUACCCCUCUAUCAAGGGCAUAAACUUUGACCUCCCUCACGUCAUUGAACAAGCCACGCCUUACCCUGGUGUAAAGAACGUUGGAGGAGAUAUGUUUGUGAGCGUUCCAAAAGGAGAUACCAUUUUCAUGAAGGCAAGUAUGAACAAAAAUAUCCUAGAAUGCUGCAAAAAUUACAUAAAAUAA
This is a messenger RNA of Thlaspi arvense, 777 nucleotides long. Lineage: Eukaryota; Viridiplantae; Streptophyta; Magnoliopsida; Brassicales; Brassicaceae. The record is from the annotation of a GenBank genome assembly.